AUGCACUUCGCCCUCCCACCGCGCAAGACCUCCCAUCCUCCUCCCUACGUUCGUAACAGGAACUUGAAUACUGCAACAUCCCAAAGACGACGAAAACAAAUCCAAAUCGGCGCUUACCUUGUCCUGGGGAUAUUGACGUUGUACCUUGUCGCCAGAUUUGCUCUUUCGCUCGGCUUAACAGGUGGGCACGAUGAUGGCGCAACUGCAAUCGAAGGGCCUCAAGAUAUUGUGAUCGUCACGGUAUUCGACAAUGACACCAUGAGCGAAGACUAUAUGUGGAUAGUGAAAACAAAUCGAGAUGAUUAUGCCAGAAGACAUGGAUACAGAAACUUCUAUGCCAACACGACGGCGUAUUUCGACCUUGUUGACCCCUCCCCAUUAUCCUGGUCGAUGAUACCAGCACUGCGACAUGCGUUGACGGAAUUUGGCUCAAGCACCUUUUUCUGGUCCUUGUCCGCUGAUGCUUUCAUAACCAACCCUUCAGUCUCACUGGAAUCCCAUGUUCUGCAACCGCUCGAGUCCCUCAUGCUCAAGGACAUUCCUGUCGUUCCACCGGACUCGGUUAUCCAUACAUUCUCUCACCUCAAGCCUUCACGUACGCAUUUAAUACUAUCGCAAGACAUGGACAAUCUUGCGCAUACUUCGUUUAUCCUCCGUAACACCCCGUUCAGUACAAAAACGCCAGACAAUUGGGCCCAUUACUUCUUAGAUGCCUGGUUUGACCCGUUGUACCGUGCCUACGCAUUUCAAAAAGCAGAGAACCAUGCCCUCGAGCACCUGGUCCAAUGGCACCCCACGGUUUUGGCUAAGUUGGUGCUGAUCGAGCAACGGUGGAUCAAUUCCUACAAUUAUGCAACACCACCCUCGAAAGACCCGUUGACAGGCCUCACGCGUACUCACGACAGCAUGUGGCAGGAAGGGGAUUUGGUGGUCAAUCUGAAAGGAUGCAGAGAAACGGGCAAGCGCGACUGCGAAGACGAAAUGAGAUACUACUUUACCAAAUGGGAGAAAGAGGUCGAAAGAUUAGAUGGGAAGAAGCCAGAACAUCAGGUUGGACCUCCCAAACCGAAGGUCAUAAAAGAGGAGAAAAAGAAAAGCGGCAAAGUCGAAUCUGCCAGAUUAUGA
Molecule: messenger RNA, 1125 nt
Organism: Cladophialophora psammophila CBS 110553
Lineage: Eukaryota; Fungi; Ascomycota; Eurotiomycetes; Chaetothyriales; Herpotrichiellaceae
Exons: 2
Coding region: 1-1125 (374 amino acids)
Biological process (GO): protein N-linked glycosylation
Cellular component (GO): mannan polymerase complex; Golgi membrane
Molecular function (GO): alpha-1,6-mannosyltransferase activity
Source: RefSeq, a predicted model, not a curated record